CAUUCCAAUGGCAAGUGAAGAGUCCAAAGUCUCGGCUCAAUCUCGGUGAGAAUUCCGGUCAGGUGAGAAAAGUUUCCCAGUUUUAUUGUAGUCUACCUGUAUGUAGGUGUCACUCAGCAAACCCUGCUCGGGGUUAAGAAAGCUUCUGACCUUUAUUGGUGCUAACCGCGAAAGCCACCAUGGCCGAAUCCCAGCUCACGGUUAUGGAGGACGGGCGCAUAGGAGUCAAAGUCCCGGAGACCAAGCCGGAGUUUUACUAUAGUGAAGAGCAGCGAACCGCUGUAGAACUGCUGCUGAAGGAGGGCGAUGGCGCCUUCAAAACAAGACUUAAAGAGGACAAUACGAAGGACUUUCUGUCUGCCAGGGAAGUCAAGCUAUUAACGAACACUUUCAGACCGUACGACUCAGGGGAUGACAGCAAGGCAUCCACCUCCGGGUCGGAGCAGGGCGCCACCGGCACCGAUGCGGAUUCAGGGGUCCACUCCACCUACUGGCCCCAGAUGUCGGACACAGAGGUGCCGCCGCUGGAUAUCGGGUGGCCCAGCGGGGCUUAUUUCAAAGGGGUGACCCGGGUUUCCGUGCACACACACCCGCCCAAAGAGAACGGACCGCACAUUAAGGAGGUGGUGCGACGGCUCAUCCAAGAGGCUAGCAAGGUGAUCGCCAUAGUAAUGGACAUCCUCACAGACAUCCACAUCCUACAGGACCUGAUGGAUGCAGCGUCACGUCGCAUGGUGCCUGUUUACAUUUUAUUGGAUGAGCAAGGUGUGCCGCACUUCUUGGACAUGUGCUCCAGGCUGCAGAUUGGCUCACAACACCUUCGGAACAUCAGAGCCAGAACGCUUCAGGGAACUGGUUUCAAUUUGUCGUUUGGCAGGCUGCCUGGUUCACUCUGUAAUAAAUACAUGCUGGUAGAUGGGGACAAAGUUGUGUUCGGUUCCUACAGCUUCUCCUGGUGCACGUCUCGCAUGGACCGAAACAUGAUCACUGUGAUGACGGGACAGCCAGUCGACUUCUUUGACCGGGACUUCCGUGAGCUGUAUGCCAUUUCUGAGAAAAUGAACCUCUACAAAGAGUUUCACGUCAGCCCUCCUGCUGCCCAGGUGGCCUCCACAGUUCGCUCUAAACCGAGUACCAAACGCCCGCCAUUAGCAGCAACCACAUCCCGCUUCCAGGUUAGCUUAGGGGAUUCACGGAAUAUUGAAAUCCAGGUCCCAGCACACAAAUAUUACAACCCUAAAUACGCACUAGCGUUUGGGGAUACUCCCCGUCCAACAGGAUCUCUGCGCGAACCCAAGAGGGGUUCAGGUCUGGCUGAGGUUCCCGAGGAGGCAGAUUCGGGGAGCCCACGGUUGGCCAGCAGCGAGAAGAUGGAUCGAUUGAGUCCGCUGCCGGCAGAAUCCUCAGGCGAAAGCUUCAAGAGGACAAAUGGAGUCAAGUCAGACAUAAAAAGCCGUCCCACACUAAGGCAGAGACUUUUUAAGAGGAAAUCUCAGAAUAAACUUCCUGUUAACACAGAACCUGUACCCCCAGAAACUAAACAGGAUGAGGAGAAUCAGGAUAACUGCGAAGCGGUUGUGUUAUCUCCAUCCAAAGUUAGUAAGAAGCCGUCUAGACUGGGACGGAAGUCAAUGUCUCAGCAAACUGUCAAUGCCUCACAUGACAAUAUGAGUUUAAAAAGUCAACAUAAAGGAAGGUGUAAAGUGAGCUGAAGCUGCCCAUCUCCACAGAAGACAAAAUGACUUUAGUCACAUGAACAUUAACAUCACGUUUGAUUGUGCUGAAGAAUUUUACCCAGCGUCUCACAGAGAGACAAGAUAAAAUCAUUUUGUUGUUUGGUGCCAAAUGUACAAUAAAUGCGUUUUAAGUUUUA
Molecule: messenger RNA, 1873 nt
Organism: Pundamilia nyererei
Lineage: Eukaryota; Metazoa; Chordata; Actinopteri; Cichliformes; Cichlidae
Gene: sack1fb
Product: family with sequence similarity 83 member Fb
Exons: 5
Coding region: 180-1712 (510 amino acids)
Biological process (GO): signal transduction
Molecular function (GO): protein kinase binding
Source: RefSeq, a predicted model, not a curated record